AUGGCCUUGAAGCUCGAUAUGAGCAAGGCCUAUGAUAGAGUUGAAUGGGGCUAUUUGCAAGCUGUAAUGUGUCGAAUGGGCUUUGCCAACAAAUGGAUUAAUCUUAUCCUGAAAUGUGUUACUUCGGUUAAAUACUCUAUUAUCCAUAGUGGUCACAUCAUGGGUCCUAUUAUUCCUUCGCGAGGCAUUCGUCAAGGCGAUCCUUUGUCCACAUAUCUGUUUAUUAUUUUUGCUGAAGGGUUUUCAGCUCUUAUUAAGAAGUAUGAAACAUAUAGGAUCAUCCAUGGGUGUCGUGUGGCAAACGGGGCCCCAUCUAUCACUCAAAUGCUCUUCGCUAAGAACAGUUAUUUAUUUUGCCAAGCCACCCAAAGUGUUGUAGACAGUAUGAAUAGACUCCUUCACUCUUUUGAGCUGGCAUCUGGUCAGCGUGUCAAUGCAUCCAGGUCUUCGAUAUUUUUCAGUCCUAACUCUGAUGGUGUGGUCAGAACUCAAAUAUGCUCAACCCUUGGCAUGCCUGAAGCUACUGAAGGCUCUUUCUACUUAGGACUGCCGAACAUUAUUGGAAGGAAGAAGACGGUUAUCCUUGGCUUUCUCAAGAAUAAGAUCAUUAACUGCAUAAAUAGUUGGGAUGGUAAGUUCCUUUCUCGUGCUGGUAAGGAAAUUCUGUUAAAAACUGUCAUCCAAUCUCUUCCAACUUAUGCCAUGAGUGUGUUUCUUAUUCCUCUGAAAAUAUGCAAUGAUAUUGAGAAGCUUAUGGCUAGCUUCUGGUGGAAAACAAAGAGUGCUAGUGGGCAAGGCAUUAUUUGGAUGUCUUGGGAUCGGUUGGCUGUUCAUAAAGACUUUGGAGGUAUGGGCUUCCGUCAUCUCCAUGAUUUUAAUCUUGCAAUGCUUGCCAAGCAAGGGUGGCGAUUGUUAUGCUCUGACUCAUCUCUUGUUAGUCAAGUUUUUAAAGCCAAGUACUACCCACGAUCGGAUUUUCUUAAUGCUGAGUUGGCGUAG
Cannabis sativa is the source of this 999-nucleotide messenger RNA. RefSeq lists its product as uncharacterized. Lineage: Eukaryota; Viridiplantae; Streptophyta; Magnoliopsida; Rosales; Cannabaceae. The coding region runs from base 1 to 999 and encodes 332 amino acids. The record is from RefSeq and is a predicted model, not a curated record. The transcript has a single exon.